AUGUUAGCUAGCCUGCCUCUGUCAGUGAGCAUGGGAGACGACAACGGAGUGAACGGGGAUUUGAACGCCAACUUAAGGUACCAGAGUACCGGCGACCCGCAGCUGGACAGCGUGGACCAAUGGUUGACCUGGGACAAGAACUGGCGGACUCGGGCGCAGGUGGAGGCUCUGGUGGCGGCGGGACGGCGGGAGGAUUUGAGGACGAGACUCUGCAGCAGGAUGAGCUUCGGCACGGCGGGACUCAGGGCGCCCAUGGGAGCCGGAUUCAACCGGAUCAACGACCUCACCGUCAUCCAAUCAACACAGGGCUUAUAUUCAUACCUGAGCAGGUAUUUCCCAGAAUUCAGCAGCAGAGGAGUGGUUGUUGGUUUCGACACCAGAGGACAGGAGGAGAGUGGCUGCAGCAGUCAGAGGUUGGCGAAGUUGGCGGCCGCGGUGAUGCUCAGCAGAGACGUUCCUGUUCAUCUCUUCUCCACGUUUGUCCCGACGCCGUACGUGCCGUACGCUGUGAAGAAGCUCGGUGCUGCAGCCGGAGUGAUGAUCACCGCCUCGCACAAUCCUAAAGAAGACAACGGAUACAAGGUGUACUGGUGUAACGGCGCUCAGAUCUCCUCGCCUCACGACAAGGGGAUCCUGCAGAGUAUCGAGGAGCAGCUGGAGCCCUGGAGCGCCUCCUGCUGGGAGGAGGACCUGGUGGAGCGCUGCUCCCUGAGGACCGACCCCCUGACCCAGAUCAACAGCUGCUACAUGGACGAGCUCACCUCGCUCUGCUUCCACAGGGAUCUGAACAGAAGCUGUCCGUUGAAGUUUGUCCACUCAUCGUUCCACGGCGUCGGACACGCCUUCGUCCAGCAGGCCUUCCACGCGUUUGGCUUCGCUCCGCCGAUCCCCGUCCCCGAGCAGAAAGACCCCGACCCCAACUUCUCGUCCGUCCGCUGCCCCAACCCCGAGGAGGGAGAGUCGGUCCUGGAGCUCUCUCUUCUUCUGGCUGAGCGGGAAAAUGCUUGCAUCGUCCUGGCGACCGAUCCUGACGCCGAUCGAUUGGCUGUCGCAGAGAAGUCUGACGGGUGCGGUUGGAAGGUGUUCACGGGUAACGAGCUGGCGGCCCUGUUGGGUUGGUGGAUGUUCUUUAAUUGGAAGGAGGCUCAUCCCGAUCCUGCCGACACUCAGAAGGUUUACAUGUUGGCCACCACAGUUUCCUCCAAGAUCCUGCAGGCCUUCGCUCGCAUCGAGGGCUUCCACUACGAGGAAACUCUUCCUGGGUUCAAGUGGAUCGGGAACAGGAUACACGAACUCUCCAAAACAGGAAACAGCGUCAUCUUUGCCUUCGAGGAGUCGAUUGGUUUCCUGUGUGGCAGCAUGGUACCGGAGAAAGACGGCGUGAGUUCGGCAGCGGUUGUGGCUGAGAUGGCUGCUUACCUCCACAAGCGGCUGAGUCUGAAGCAACAGCUGCACAACAUCUACCAGACGUACGGUCAUCAUGUGUCUAAAACGUCGUACGUCAUCUGUAACGACCCGCCCACCAUCCAGAAGAUUUUCAGCCGGAUCCGAAACUUUGACGGCGACGCUUCGUACCCGAAGACGUGCGGCGGCGUCCGGAUCGUCCACAUCAGAGACGUUACCACGGGAUAUGACAGCAGCCGGCCCGACCGCAGAUCGGUACUUCCUGUGUCGAGGAGCAGUCAAAUGAUCACCUUCACUCUCCAGAACGGCGUCGUGGCAACGCUGAGAACCAGUGGCACAGAACCCAAAAUCAAAUACUACACCGAGUACUGCGCUGCGCCGGGGAACAGCGAGGCGUCCCGUCUGGAGGAGGAGUUAGGGAAGAUCACCGCCGCCCUGCUGGACGAGUUCCUGGAGCCUGAGAGGAACAACCUGAUUCGCCGCCGCGUCUAGCUCCGCCCCCUCCCACACCUGGUCGACCCCCCGCCGCUGCUUCUCUCUGUGGUAUCCGUAAAGUUCAGUUGAGACUAAAAUAUAAACUGAAUCAUUAAAAGAUAAUAAAUAUUUAGUUGAACUUUGGUCCUUCAUGAAGCAGAGAGCAUGAUGGGUAAACUGUAGUGUCCAGUUUUAUUUUGAUUGAAGUUUGUAAAACCAAAUAUUUGCUGUCUGAACUGUAAAGACUUGAAAUAUAUAUAUAUAUA
Molecule: messenger RNA, 2144 nt
Organism: Sander lucioperca (pikeperch)
Lineage: Eukaryota; Metazoa; Chordata; Actinopteri; Perciformes; Percidae
Product: phosphoglucomutase 2-like 1
Biological process (GO): carbohydrate metabolic process
Molecular function (GO): intramolecular phosphotransferase activity; magnesium ion binding; glucose-1,6-bisphosphate synthase activity
Source: RefSeq, a predicted model, not a curated record